Messenger RNA from Macrosiphum euphorbiae (potato aphid), 873 nucleotides. Lineage: Eukaryota; Metazoa; Arthropoda; Insecta; Hemiptera; Aphididae. The record is from the annotation of a GenBank genome assembly.
AUGGCCAGUCUGCCAAGUUAUCGAGUUCAACAAGUUAAACCGUUUGCCAUCACUGGUGUGGACUACGCUGGUCCUAUCACGCUGAAGGAACCUCGUGGUCGUAAAUCAGUACCUAAACUAGCGUACUUUUGUUUGUUCGUAUGCACCACUACAAAAACAAUUCACUUAGAACUGAGUUCUGACUUGUCCACCGAAUGUUUUUUGAUGGCGUUUACUCGGUUUUCAGCCAGACGUGGGCCUAUUAAGGAAAUGCACAACAGUGUUCAUCGCCACCUUGCCAAUCAUCAUAUAACUUGGCACUUCAACCCUCCAGCAUCUCCACAUUUUGGUGGCUUAUGGGAAGCAGGAGUCAAGUCCACUAAAUCAUUAAUCCUUCGAUCAAUUGGCAUCCACAAAUUGACCAGUGAAGAAUUCCUAACACUGCUCACCCAGGUUGAAGCGACCUUAAACUCACGCCCGUUAUGUGCACUCAGCAACGACCCAGAUGAUUUCGAAGCGUUGACACCUAGUCAUUUUUUGACUCUAGAGCCUUCGACGUCACUUCCUGACCCAAGUCUAGUCAAUGUUCCGAUGUCGAAAUACCAACGAUGGCGAUUAAUCACAGAUCUACACCGACAUUUUUGGACACGAUGGAAGAACGAGUACCUUAGUAGCCUUCAAAUCAGGAAAAAAUGGUCUGCACCCGGUCAGGAACUCCGUAUUGGUGACCUUGUCCUCGUCAGGGAGGCGAUACAUCCUCUUCGUUGGAGAACUGGAAGAAUUCGUGAACUCCAUCCUGGCUCAGACGGAAUCUCCAGAGUGGCCACUCUCGACACUUCAUCUGGACCAUUGAAGCGCCCAGCGGUCAAGCUCUGUCCACUCCCAAUCUCUUGA